Molecule: messenger RNA, 729 nt
Organism: Cyclocybe aegerita
Lineage: Eukaryota; Fungi; Basidiomycota; Agaricomycetes; Agaricales; Hemipholiotaceae
Source: the annotation of a GenBank genome assembly
AUGUCGAAGCAACACUCUCAGGACAAGGAAGACUUGCAAGGGCUCAACAUCGCACUGGAUUCGAAGCAGCAAGAACUUGAGCUGCUCAAGCGAAAAAUUGGCGUCCGUGGUACGGCUGGCAGCACACCAGCGCCUGCGUCGAAGAUCGCCAACCGAAGAGACUCGGCUAUCUUCACUGCAACGCCAGCCGCAACCUCAUCGAGACCCCCGUCUGUCCUCUCCGAUGCAGGCACAGACGGCACCACGGCGAGCACAGGGCGAAAGGAACGGAAGAACUCUUCCGAAACGCCGCUGUCGGCCUCUGGAAGGACAUCGGCUUUGGGAAAGAGUACUCGGGUUAACAGCACCGCCCCUGGUUCGUUUUCAUCGGCGAAGAAACCUCUUUCACGCACGAGUAGUGUGGAUGGGGCGAUGGGCCCGCCUCCACCAAAGGCAGCGGCACGACCAUCACUCGUCGGGACUCCGACGCCUGGCAUCUCAGCCCGAGUGGCUUCAUUAUCCCGCAGCUCGUCGGCGAGAACGUCGAUGACGCCCCAGUCUGUGACACCGGUCCCUCAUCGGCGGGUCUCGAGUGUUGCAACACUUGAACAGGGCACCCCUUCCCGGACGAAGAUCGCGAGGGCGACGGUCAACGCCAGCCCUGCGCCGAGCGUCCUCUCGGAGGUUGACGAGAAAGAGAACGCCACCCCUUCGUCAGCGAGGAAGAGGGUGCCUGUCCUUUCUGGAUGA